AUGCCGCAGACUCAGAUCUUGAAAAAUAAAGCAAGUGCGACAAACGAUCUUAAGUCUUUCUCUGCAUCAUCGGUUUGUGUAGAGUCCUUCGAUGAUAGCCAAUCAGAUGUAGGGGAUAGGUUGGUAACAGUUGAGAAUGACGUGCAGAAAGCGAGUUGCUCGGAGCCAAGUGAUUGUGAGCUGUGCCACUCUGAGUCAUGGGCAUCUGCUCUAAUAACUGAACUCGACCAUUUUAAGAAAGAGAAAUCCUUCGGAAAGAAUCUCAUGGUCUCUUCAGGAGAACUUGAUUUAAUGGAUGAUUUUCUGGAGAUGGAAAUGCUUGCAGCUUUACCAGAUGCAGAAAGUGGAAGCUGCAGCCAUGGAGUGGGGCCUGCUCUGGAUCAAAACAGAUCUGAUGAAGUCACUCUCAAAUCUGAGCUUGAAGCCAUGAUCAAUAGAAUGGCAGAGCUGCAGGAGGAAUUAGAGAAGAAGAAAGAAGAAAAGGAGAAGCUAGAGAUGGCUCUAAGUCAAUGGCAAAAGCAACUUGAAACGUCAUGGAGUCAGCUCAAUGAGGUUGAGAUGAGAUUGACAGAACUCAGCAACAUGUUGUCUGCAGCACAAAAAUCGAAGCAAGCUGCAGAGGAGGAAGCAAGGAUUACCCAUGAGAGGAUGGGAGUAACAAAGUGA
Messenger RNA from Eucalyptus grandis, 666 nucleotides. RefSeq names its product filament-like plant protein. The transcript has a single exon. The record is from RefSeq and is a predicted model, not a curated record. NCBI's taxonomy places the organism in Eukaryota, Viridiplantae, Streptophyta, Magnoliopsida, Myrtales, Myrtaceae. The coding region runs from base 1 to 666 and encodes 221 amino acids.